UUCUGCUGCUGUUAUUCGGCUUCAGUGGGAAGGAAAAUAUUGGUUGAAAUCGACUUUUACACACUCACGAACGACCAGUUUCGGUUGGAUUAUUCUCUGCACCUUCCUUACAGAAAAGGCGUUUCGUUAAAAGUGUGAGUUGAGGCGUUAGUGAAAAGAUAACGAUCGCAAACCGGUUUGAAAGCUGUUUAUUUUUCUGUCAAAGAAAGUAGCACACACUGCUAGCGGUUUACACACAAACAGUGAGCACACAAACUCACACACCAUCUCGCAUAAUCGCAUUCAGUGCAACUGUUCGCCACUGCACUAUUGAAAAAGCGUGUAAUGAAGCGUUUAAGGUGAAUGCAUUGAUCCCGGGGCUUGUUAUAUUUGUUGGCAGACCGGGACUGUGAGUCGAUUAGCGGCCCAUGCUGCAAUAAAGAGCCCUUGGUCCAUCAUCACAUCACUGGAGGAGGUAACCCCUCGCUCCCCCCCUCCCCCUCCCCCCCUCCCACACACCUUUUCCUCUCCUGUUUCCUAAGCUUCCCUGUCCCCCUAAAGGCCUAUUAGGAACGUGGGUCUGUUCCGUCCCAUUCUCCAAGCCUCCAUUUGUCUUUGUAAUUCCACUUGGCCAGUAGGGGGCUGACCACUCAUUGGACACCCCAAAACAUGUCCUCCAUCUUGCCUUUCACUCCGCCCGUGGUGAAGCGUUUGCUGGGCUGGAAGAAGUCAGCUAGUGGUUCGAGUGGAGCGGGCGGGGAGCAGAACGGCCAGGAGGAAAAAUGGUGCGAGAAGGCCGUCAAAAGCUUGGUGAAGAAGCUGAAGAAGACAGGCCAGCUGGACGAGCUGGAGAAAGCCAUCACCUCACAGAACUGCAACACCAAGUGUGUCACCAUCCCCAGCAAUUGCUCUGAAAUUUGGGGACUGAGUACACCAAAUACGAUAGAACAGUGGGAUACAUCAGGCCUUUACAGCUACCCUGACCAAACCAGAUCUCUGGACGGGCGUCUGCAGGUGUCUCACCGUAAAGGUCUGCCUCAUGUCAUCUACUGUCGCCUGUGGCGAUGGCCCGACCUGCACAGCCAUCAUGAGCUGCGCGCCAUCGAGACAUGCGAGUAUGCCUUCAACCUCAAGAAGGAUGAAGUGUGCGUCAACCCCUACCACUACCAACGGGUGGAGACGCCAGUUCUUCCUCCUGUUCUUGUGCCAAGACACACAGAGAUCUUGACUGAACUGCCUCCUCUUGACGACUACACCAACUCCAUUCCUGAAAACACCAACUUCCCCACAGGGAUCGAGCCCCCUAACAACUACAUACCAGAAACUCCUCCACCGGGAUACAUCAGUGAGGAUGGGGAAGCCAGCGACCAGCAGAUGAAUCAAAGUAUGGACACAGGUUCUCCUGCGGAACUGUCGCCGAGCACACUCUCACCUGUCAAUCAUGCCAUGGACCUGCAGCCAGUGACUUAUUCAGAGCCUGCAUUUUGGUGCUCCAUUGCUUACUAUGAACUUAACCAGCGAGUUGGUGAAACAUUCCACGCCUCUCAGCCUUCUCUUACUGUGGACGGCUUCACAGACCCCUCCAAUUCAGAGCGAUUCUGCCUUGGUCUCCUGUCCAAUGUCAACCGCAACGCCACUGUGGAGAUGACCCGUAGACAUAUAGGACGAGGGGUCAGACUGUAUUAUAUUGGAGGGGAGGUGUUUGCUGAAUGUCUUAGCGACAGCGCCAUCUUCGUUCAGAGCCCUAACUGUAAUCAGAGGUAUGGCUGGCACCCGGCGACAGUCUGUAAAAUCCCCCCAGGCUGUAACCUGAAGAUCUUCAAUAACCAGGAGUUUGCAGCACUACUGGCUCAGUCAGUGAACCAGGGCUUUGAAGCUGUAUAUCAGUUGACCAGGAUGUGCACUAUUCGCAUGAGUUUUGUCAAAGGCUGGGGAGCCGAGUACAGACGGCAGACAGUCACAAGCACUCCCUGCUGGAUCGAGCUGCAUCUGAACGGUCCCCUGCAGUGGCUGGAUAAGGUUCUGACCCAGAUGGGCUCGCCCUCUGUACGAUGUUCCAGUAUGUCCUAAUCGCCAUGAAGAUGCUCCAUCUCUCUUCUGACCCAAAAACGACUGAUUCUACAAUCAUCUCAAAUGACAACUCCAAGAAUAACAGACUCAAAGAAUAGCCCCCCCCAUUCAUAGUACUUGUGACCCUUUAUGUCUAUCUUGGCAUGCCACGCCUCCCCCAAAAACACUGAUGUUCUCACCAUUCAGAAACGAACACGGCACCUGCUGUCACAUCAGCUUCAUGCACCUUUUAAUUCUCUUGUUUUCUAUCCUAAAAUCCCUCAAUAUUAAAUGUGUUAGUUGUAGAAUUUUAAAUGUAUAUUGGUUUUUUAUUUUAUUUUCUAUUGUUUUGAGAAGGAGGGAUAGUGUGUAUGUUGUGUGGAAGUUCUGAAAGGCAGAAAAUAACUUCACACACUUGUGUAGCAGUAAAGCUGCUCCCCUGUUAAACAAUGAAGUGAAUACUCCGACUUUAACAAUCUGAAUUCGAUUGUUCAAGGAGUUAACUUUUUCUGGCAAAAAGUAACAUUCUUUCAUUUUAUUCACGUGGAAUAAUUGUGUAAAUUAAAGCGUUAAGACCAAGUCAUGGUCCUCAACUUCGAUUUCUGAAAGUAAUGCUAAAAGAUAGCCAAACCACUAUAUAAGAGUGUUGCCUUUGAUUUGAGAUAUGCUGCUGUAAGACGUGCUUCUUGUAUUCAGAUGCAAACUGAUAGGAAUGUUGACAGGAAACCAAAAAAAAAAAAAAAAAAAAGAAAGACCCAUGUUUAAUUCUUACCUUCCUUUCCGUGUGGUUAAACCACCCUUCCUAUUUAACAUUUUAUUCACUGGGUGAAAUAUUCACUAGUUAGCUAUAGAGUGGUUUUGGAGUCUGUUUUCUUCAGGAAAAAUUUUUUUGUUUUUGUUUUUAAGAAUGAACAAAGACUUUCAAAGGUUAUUAAAAUGGUCUCAUGCAAUCAUAAUCUUGCAUAAAAAAAAAAAUAAAAAAACACAAAUCCAAGUAUUUAAGCUUUAAGUGUUCAGUAAACUAGGUUGUCCUUCACAAUUACAUGA
Molecule: messenger RNA, 3075 nt
Organism: Xyrauchen texanus (razorback sucker)
Lineage: Eukaryota; Metazoa; Chordata; Actinopteri; Cypriniformes; Catostomidae
Product: mothers against decapentaplegic homolog 2-like
Exons: 11
Coding region: 649-2049 (466 amino acids)
Biological process (GO): BMP signaling pathway; regulation of transcription by RNA polymerase II; SMAD protein signal transduction
Cellular component (GO): heteromeric SMAD protein complex
Molecular function (GO): I-SMAD binding; DNA-binding transcription factor activity, RNA polymerase II-specific; RNA polymerase II cis-regulatory region sequence-specific DNA binding
Source: RefSeq, a predicted model, not a curated record